AUGGAAGAUGACUCGAGUGCCAUUAUAUCUCUCGCAACAGUCCGUUUGCAAGCCAAGUCUCGGCUGUUUCUGACUGCAUGUUGUCCGGACAAAGAUCUUGUGGUGCUUGUAUCGAGAGUCGGCUCAGCCGACAAAAUGAGCCUGUGGAAGAUGCAAGGCUCGAAGAAGUGGGAAGUGGAUACGAACAAGGGGUGUAGUUCUUCGGACGAGGUUACAGCUCUCAACUGGAGCCCUGAUGGUCAGACCAUUGUAGUUGCUCAUUACCCUCCUCGAAUCAGCCUUCAUUCGCUACAGAAUGGCCGAGAGGAACACUCUUUACUGGUUGGUUCUCUGCCCUGUGGUUCGCCAUCAUCACCUCGAAUCACGGGUGUCUGGUGGUUCAAAAGGGAGACGAAGACGGACAGUAAGGCAAUGCCAGACAUGUUAAAGCGAGGGAAUGUCGUUCCUGGCUCUGCACUUUCUAUAAUUAGAACACAGCCACUGCUCGAUGCCCUUCAAGACGACACAGUCCCACUUAACGCAACAGACCUAUUCGCCUUUCAAGGAAGUCAUGCCAGGCCAGGGGCUAAGGUUUCCUCUCUGCCAGAUGUUAUUUCCUCGUGGCCUGCGCUUCCUUCUGACCCUCUUGCGGCGGGAAUUAACCCCGCUUCGCGCGAAAGCGACAAGAGACCCGGAGAUGAGCUGGAUGAAAAGGACACCACAAACGUGGACAGUCUUUUGGUUGCUAUUGAUGAUUCAGGCCAAAUUCAUUGCUUUUUGGACGGGUCAUAUCCAGUUGGCGCCAUUAGCUUGGGUACCGGCUGUGAGGCGAAGACGAUAAUCAAGAACAACGAGGAAAAUACGUUGUUAGCGCAUGCAGAGUUCAAAUCAAAGGACACUCGCACCCCUGUCCUUCAUAACGUUUCACCAUUGACUGUCGAGCUUCCUUUGCUUUAUGCGAAAGCAACGCGGCACGUUGCAGAGAACUGCACGGCUGCGCGGGAGCUCGCUUGGUACAGUAUUCGUGUAGUAAAAGAAAUGAGAAAAUCCUGGUUCGGUGGAGAUGGGCAAGUUGGUGCCCGGGAUUUCAACACAAAAUAUGCCCGAGGGUUAAUCGAACGGCAGGUCGCUCAUGGUCAGGAAAAAAAUGUGGUCCUCGACCUUACUGUGCUCCUUGCAACAGGGAAGUCGUCUCAUGCUCUGUCGGAUUACCACCAGUCGGGGGAGCUUACUAGCGAGAGGGGCUUGCAAAAAUGGGAGACCACCGUAGGCGAGGCUCUUCUUAAGCUUCGUGAUUACGCUGAGACCCGGAUCGCACCUGCGUGUCAACACUUGCACCUGCUGCUGGAAGAGGUACGAGGGUGGUCACUCCUACCCCAGCUGCAUGGAGAUUAUGGUUUUUCCACCAAGGAAGUUGAUGAAUGCUUAGAUCUCACGGCUCGGGCUAUCAUACUUGCAGCGUUCCUUGCUGCGACGGCUCGACGGGAACUCACUCGCUUCGUGGAGUUUAUCGUGUUCUUACGCUAUGAAACCAGUCGAUUAAGUACACCCGAAGCAACACCGUCGCCACGCCACGACAUACUCGAAGUGAACGAAUAUCUAAUGUCAGGGCUUGAAAAGAGCGAGAUUGAUGAGUGGUUCACCGGACCUGUACCGCAAUUUUCCAUGAGUUCAAUUGAAUCCACACCCCAGAUGGGGGAUCUACGUUCUGUUAUUGAACGUGCGCGUGCUUUCCUCGCAGACCCCUCGAAACUCACCUGGCCUCCAAUAACGCAACGGAAGGAUCUCUCACGUUUAGAUCGAAAUCUAGAUGCAUUGAUACAUGAGUUGGCCGAGAAGUGUCAGGAGGUAUAUAGCCGGGCAGCAAAGGCUGUGGCGAGGACGGCUUCUGUGCAGCAAACAUGGACCACAUCGGGGCAAAUUCAGGAAGUCGCCGAGACAAAUGGAGAACGCGUGGUCAACCCCACCUCAUCGCAGCCAGUACGGACACGAGCUAUUUGUGAAGAGAAGACGAACACGCUGACGGAGCAUCUAGCUAUCCGGCUACAAGAAAGGGAACACGGGCUGCCUAGAUGCCGUGAACUGCUGUGCAUCAUUCGAGCAUCGUACGAACAUGUGGGAAGCUCAAGGACGGUCUCGGGCGUCGCUGCUGCAAUUUUAGACUGCAGGUCUGCGGAAGAUAGCCCGGAUGAUGACACUGGAAUUGAAGGCCUUUGUUUUCACAUUUUCGACAUGGACUUCUUCGAUGAGGAGAGCCUCGUCAUCGUGUAUCAGAGUUACGCGGAAGAAGGCGCGGCGAGGAUUGGGACGGUUGAUUACAGCGUCCUGGAAUACUUUGAAAUUGAUUUGGCAGGAUACGUAAACGGGCUCUGGCAAGAAGACAUCGUGGCAGAAGCGAUAGCCAGAGUGUCGGCAGGACAGGCUGGUUGCCCGGCGGCGCCUAUUCGGAAGCAACGCACACUGAAGCUCUCGCGGAGUGCACGGACUGAGGCCUCGGAAGGCGAGGGCAUACCGAGCGUAGCGGUGAACGGGCGAGUGGGACGACGAAUAGGGUGUGUUCUGGACAGGAGUGGGAUGGAGCUGGAAAUGCUGGACUUGGAGGGAGAGGAUGGGACGGAGGGAGAGGAGGAGGAAUAAAGCAAAAGCAGGAAUAGGCGCGAGAUGAG
Molecule: messenger RNA, 2645 nt
Organism: Fomitiporia mediterranea MF3/22
Lineage: Eukaryota; Fungi; Basidiomycota; Agaricomycetes; Hymenochaetales; Hymenochaetaceae
Exons: 13
Coding region: 1-2616 (871 amino acids)
Biological process (GO): positive regulation of mitotic metaphase/anaphase transition; protein K11-linked ubiquitination; anaphase-promoting complex-dependent catabolic process
Cellular component (GO): nuclear periphery; anaphase-promoting complex
Molecular function (GO): protein binding
Source: RefSeq, a predicted model, not a curated record